This is a messenger RNA of Olea europaea var. sylvestris, 561 nucleotides long. RefSeq lists its product as uncharacterized. Bases 1 to 561 code for a protein of 186 amino acids. The transcript is spliced from 5 exons. The record is from RefSeq and is a predicted model, not a curated record. NCBI's taxonomy places the organism in Eukaryota, Viridiplantae, Streptophyta, Magnoliopsida, Lamiales, Oleaceae.
AUGGCAACAAGGGUUGUUACAAAGCUCGCUUGGUGGCUAAAGGCUGCACUUAGCAAGAAGGGCGAUGGUUCUCAAAAUUUUCUCAAGCUCUUAUCCUCCAUGGUUUUCAUCAGUCCAGCCAGGUCCCAUAAAGGCAUCUUUCUUUCUCAAAGACAUUACAAUCUCCGGCUCCUUGAAGACACUAGCAUCCUUGCUUGUAAACCAGCUCAAUUGCCUAUGGACCCCAAAGUUCGUCUCAGUUCCUUUAAGGGAGGCCUUCUUGAAGAUGCAUCUCUAUAUCAAAGACUUGCUAAACAGCAGAGUAAAUUAUUCAGAUCUUCUGCAGAAGCAGAGUACCGUGCAUUAGCUUCCACAACCACUGCAAUCUAUAUUGCCAAUAAUCCUAUUUUCAUAAGAAACACAUUGAGAUCGCUUGAUAAGAUCAAGGAUGGAUUUAUCAAAAUCCUAUCUAUAUGUAUUCAGCUCCAGUUAGCUAACAUAUUCACUAAGCCAGUUCCAGCUUCUGUUUUUUUUCUUCUAUUGUUCAAGAUGACUAUUAUUGACUUGCAUAGUCCAUCUUGA